Messenger RNA from Gloeophyllum trabeum ATCC 11539, 789 nucleotides. RefSeq lists its product as uncharacterized. The coding region runs from base 1 to 789 and encodes 262 amino acids. The transcript has 7 exons. NCBI's taxonomy places the organism in Eukaryota, Fungi, Basidiomycota, Agaricomycetes, Gloeophyllales, Gloeophyllaceae. The record is from RefSeq and is a predicted model, not a curated record.
AUGGGUCAAGCCAUUGCAACCCUUCGACAGAGUCUUAGCGAAGGUGACCAAGCUGUGGCCAGGAACGUCAAAGAACAACUUACAUUCCUAGUCAAUGCUGCGAACUCGAAAUUAGACAAAUACCAAAGCGACCUACACCAAAUGUUUGCAAACGUCGAUGCUGUCAAAAAGACAGUAGUCCCUGGCUAUCGUGCCCUCCGCUGGGAACGUGGCUACCGUGUCGGUGUCGAGCAAACGAGCAUCGAUGGUGGAAUUGGGGAGGUCGUCAAUACCUUUUUUGGUAGUGGAGAUAGUAACUCGGACAACAGUAAUCCAAUUCUCCAAGGCUUCCGGAAACUCAUUAAUACCUCAUUAAAUGCUAUCCUUGGGAAUGCCAAUGCAGGUGAACAACAAGAACAAAAAUUCUUCGUCUUUGUACACCACAACGCCAUUAUUCGAAUUGACGUCAAGAUCUGGCGCUAUAAUUUUGAGGGGAGAGGAGUUAUGGCCAAUUCGGAGAACGUAUUCUGCUAUGUCUUCUGCACUUCGGUGGUGCACCAUGCAGAACUCAAUGAGGACGAACUCACCUAUCUCGUUUCUGAGCAUGCAGGAGACUCUGCCGUGGAAGCUUAUAUCGACAGACUCAUAUCUGUAUGGGCGAAGAUCCAGGCGAUAUCCGGGAAGUAUGAGCACCCACGCAUGCUUCCUCCCGUGAAACCGACUCCGCCGUUGCCAGCCUCUGCGCCUCCCUCGGGGGAAGAGGAGUCUACCGUCCCUCCGAUUGUGGGUCAGCCCCAGGUCAAUGAGUAA